CUUUCCCAUUCCGUCCCCUCCCAAACGCAGUGCUAUGUGGGCGACUUGGUGCUUCACUCAGUAAUCGCAUUUUCUCUUCCUAAUUGCAAUUUUCUCUCUUUAUAUUUUCGAUUUGCAGCAGCGCCCAUCAAAUCGCGUCUACAGGUUGAGGCUUCUUCCGAGUGAUUUUAUGACGCAGAACGGUAAUUCAAUCGGAAGCCAAUUCGAGAGACCCUGAUCUCGCCUUACACCACUUCGAUUUUGCCGCGAACAAAGAUACAGGCAGAACUGUUAAGUAUUGGAGUGGUCAAACAAGAUGUCUGAAGUUGCAACAACCAAAGUGGAUCAAUCAUAUGGUGGGACAGAUGAUACCCAGAAAUUGGUAUUUGAGUUGGGUGCUUUUGUUGGGGAUUUGACUGUUGAGGAGGAUGGAAAUGGUGAUGAUAUAUCACUUGAAGGACUAGAGCAAGAGCUAGAAGAAUGUAAAAGUGAUGAUGUUGUUGCAAACAUACUGUCUAAAGGUACAAAGUUGAGGGAGUACACUAAGGGUGUCGAGAACAAUUUAAGGCAAGUUGAGCUGGACUCUAUUCAGGAUUACAUAAAGGAAAGUGAUAACCUUGUCUCACUUCAUGAUCAGAUUCGUGACUGUGAUAGCAUUCUGUCACAAAUGGAAACCCUACUAGGUGGAUUUCAGGCUGAGAUUGGCUCUAUAAGUUCGGACAUAAAAGUUCUUCAGGAGAAGUCAAUGGACAUGGGAUUGAGGCUGAAAAAUCGUAAGGUGGCCGAAUCUAAACUAGCAAAAUUUGUUGAAGACAUUAUUGUCCCACCAAGGAUGAUUGACAUAAUUGUUGAUGGAGAGGUUAAUGAUGAAUAUAUGAGAACUCUUGAGAUUCUGAGUAAGAAGCUGAAAUUUGUUGAAAUAGAUCCUACAGUUAAAACUUCAAAAGCUCUCAAAGAUGUUCAACCUGAGCUAGAGAGACUCCAGCAGAAAGCAGUCUCAAAGGUGUUUGAGUUCAUUGUUCAGAAGCUUUAUGCAUUGAGAAAGCCUAAAACAAAUAUCCAGAUCCUUCAACAGAGUGUUCUUCUAAAAUACAAGUACAUUAUUUUGUUUCUCAAGGAGCAUGGCAAAGAUGUUUAUACUGAGGUUCGUACAGCAUAUAUUGACACAAUGAACAAGGUUUUAAGUGCACAUUUUCGUGCUUAUAUUCAAGCACUGGAGAAAUUGCAACUGGAUAUAGCAACACCUAAUGAUCUGAUAGGUGUUGAAACCAGAGGUGCUGGUCUCUUUUCAUUAGGAAGAGAACCUCUGAAGAAUCGUUCUGCUGUUUUUGCUCUUGGAGAGAGGAUAAAUAUUUUAAAGGAAAUUGAUGAACCUGCCUUAAUUCCACAUAUAGCUGAGGCCAGCUCCCGCAAGUAUCCUUAUGAAGUCCUAUUUAGGAGCUUGCAGAAGCUACUUAUGGAUACUGCUAGUUCAGAGUAUCUUUUCUGUGAUGAUUUCUUUGGGGAAAAAUCCAUGUUUUCUGAUAUAUUUGCAGGUCCGUUUCUGAUAAUUGAUGAACACUUCAAUUCAAUCCUCCCAAAUUGUUUUGAUGCAAUUGGAUUAAUGCUAAUGAUCCGUAUUAUACACCAACACCAGCUCACUAUGUCUCGAAGACGGAUUCCAUGCUUGGAUUCAUACUUGGAUAAGGUCAACAUUUCACUGUGGCCUCGUUUCAAGACAGUGUUUGACAUGCACCUGAGCAGCUUGCGAAAUGCAAAUGUGAGGACAUUAUGGGAAGAUGAUGUUCAUCCUCAUUAUGUGAUGCGGCGCUAUGCUGAAUUUACUGCCUCACUUAUUCACCUUAACGUUGAAUAUGGAGAUGGUCAGCUUGACCUAAACUUGGAAAGGCUCAGAAUGGCUAUUGAUGACUUGCUUGUCAAGCUUGCAAAAAUGUUUCCGAAGCCAAAACUGCAGACAGUUUUUCUGAUAAACAAUUAUGACAUGACAAUUGCUGUGCUGAAGGAGGCUGGUCCUGAAGGUGGGAAGAUUCAACUGCACUUUGAGGAACUGUUGAAGAACAACACAGCAAUAUUUGUUGAGGAAUUACUGCUAGAGCAUUUCAGUAAUCUUAUCAAGUUUCUAAAGCCCAGUGCCUCCGAGGACCUAACAGCUGUCUCCGAAAGGCCAAUAAGCGUAUCGGAGGUUGAGCCACUGGUAAAGGACUUUGCAAGUCGAUGGAAAGCGGCGAUAGAGCUUAUGCAUAACGAUGUGAUAACUUCUUUCAGCAACUUCUUGUGUGGAAUGGAGAUAUUAAGAGCCGCAUUGACGCAGAUGCUGCUUUACUAUACCAGGCUGUCAGAUUGCAUUAAGAGGACUGAGGGUGGGCCUGCGCUGAACAAGGAUCUUGUUUCCAUAUCCUCCAUUAUGUACGAGAUCAGGAAGUACUCUAGGACUUUCUGAAGACAUCACCUGAACCCAAAACCCACCACCCACAAUAAUAUCUUAGAUUUGCAGUAGAAAAUUUAAAUUUUGUUUUUGUUCUGUUUUCGGAGAGUUUUGAGCUUAAUUUUGUAUUUUCUAAAGGUAUACAUACAUGUUUGUUUUGCUCGUGGUAUGAGGAGCUUCAGUGCGAUUGAACGAA
This is a messenger RNA of Diospyros lotus (date-plum), 2600 nucleotides long. RefSeq names its product vacuolar protein sorting-associated protein 52 A. Gene Ontology annotation, cellular component: GARP complex. Gene Ontology annotation, molecular function: syntaxin binding. Bases 296 to 2419 code for a protein of 707 amino acids. The record is from RefSeq and is a predicted model, not a curated record. Lineage: Eukaryota; Viridiplantae; Streptophyta; Magnoliopsida; Ericales; Ebenaceae. The transcript has 21 exons. Gene Ontology annotation, biological process: retrograde transport, endosome to Golgi; Golgi to vacuole transport; endocytic recycling.